Molecule: messenger RNA, 2778 nt
Organism: Phalaenopsis equestris
Lineage: Eukaryota; Viridiplantae; Streptophyta; Magnoliopsida; Asparagales; Orchidaceae
Product: SWI/SNF complex subunit SWI3C
Exons: 9
Coding region: 114-2489 (791 amino acids)
Molecular function (GO): protein binding
Source: RefSeq, a predicted model, not a curated record
AGUAUUAAAUUUGAAUGUUCAAGUGCUUACAUAUACUGUGUGGAUGUUUGUGAUCCACAGUGCGCCCUACAACGCCGGGAGAGGGGAAGCCCUCCAUCUUUCUUCUCUCUGCCAUGUCACCUGCUUCUCCCUCUCUUCCUUCCACAGAUUCCCAGCUUAACUGGAGGAAGCGGAAGCGAGAUAGAAACCCUAAGCGUCAGCAGAAGCCCCAUGAGGAGGAUGAGGAGGAGGACGAGGAUGCUGAUGCUGUGGCGGCCGGCGAUGAGGACGCGGAGGGCGAUAAAGACUAUCGUGCCGACCGUAAUACUGGCAGCGCCUUCGAUCUGCGACAUACCGAGGUCCUUUCUGAUGGCGGUCAGCGGAUCUGCGACUUCCCCGUCGUCAUCCGACGUACUGUAAACCGGCCGCAUGUCUCCGUUAUCUCUAUUGUGGUUGCAGAAAGGCUGCAGUUAUCGGGUGCUUCAUCUUGGGGUGGUUCGGCCAACCUUCCUUUUCUUGAGAAUAUCUCCCACGGCCAACUUCAGGCCCUGUCCUCAGUCCUUCCCGACCAUACUUCUCUCCAUCCACCGGACUUUGACAAGCACUCGACUUAUGUGUGCACGUCUCCUGUUCUAAUGGAAGGCAAAGGGAUCAUGAAGCGGUUUGGGAACGAUCAAGUCCUCAUUGUCCCUAUGCAUUCUGAUUGGUUUUCUUCAACUAACGUACACCGGCUCGAGAGACAAGUGAUACCGCACUUCUUCAACGGGAGGUCAACAGAGCACACGCCUGAGAAGUACACGGCUUUAAGAAAUAAGAUAAUUGCUAAGUAUAUGGAGAGUCCUGCUCGGAGGCUUUCGUUUGCAGAUUGCCAGGGGCUUGUAGCGGAUAGCGAACUAUAUGAUCUUAGCAGGAUUGUGAGGUUCUUGGAUCACUGGGGGAUAAUUAAUUACCUCUCUGCUUCCUCAGUUCAUCGAGGACUAAGGAUGGCUGGUUCUCUUCUUCGGGAGGAUGCCAGUGGAGAGCUCAGUGUGCAGACUAAACCACUGAGAUCCAUUGAUAGUUUAAUUUUGUUUGACAGGCCUAAAUGUAGUCUCAAACUUGAUGAUAUGGCCUUUUUGCCAACUUCUUCAUCUUCCGUGGAUUCAGUUUCUUGUUUAGGUGAUCUGGAUGUUAGGAUUCGUGAAAAGUUAUCUGAACAUGCCUGUAGUUACUGCUCCAAGCCACUGCCUAAUUUAUUCUACCAAUCCCAGAAGGAGGCAGAAACAGUCCUAUGCUCAGAGUGCUUCAGCGAUGCGAAAUUUAUCACCGGUCACUCGAGCUUAGAUUUUGUAAGAAUGGACUCUAAGAAAGAUUUUACUGAUGUAGACGGGGAUAGUUGGACAGAUCAGGAAACCUUAUUGCUUCUUGAGGCUAUAGAGAAAUAUAAUGAUAACUGGAAUGAAAUUGCCAAGCAUGUUGGUACCAAAUCAAAAGCACAAUGCAUUCUUCAUUUUAUUGGUCUCCCUAUUGAGGAUGGAUUGCUUGAAAAUAUUGAUGUUCCGAGAGUAGAUGCUUCAGCUGUUUCAUCCGAGAUGCAGAAUAAUGGAUUCUCCUGGUCAAAUUCCCAGAGCAAUGCGGCAACUUCAGAACUUGAUUCUGGAGAUCAGCUUCCCUUUAUUAGUUCUGCAAACCCUGUUAUGUCCCUGGUUGCAUUUUUGGCCUCUGCAAUUGCACCUAGGGUUGCUGCUUCCUGCGCUAGCGCAGCAUUAUCAGUCCUUACUAAAGAAGAUUUCAGGCUGAAUCCAGAGAAUGUUCAUGAUGUAGUUGGUUCACAGGGAGCGAGUUAUACAAACUCAUCUAACCAAAAGGAUAAUUAUACUGAAGAUCAAGCUUCAAAUUUAAGCAGAGAUUCAAAUUCUCUUUCUAGCGAGCAUGUAAGGUAUGCUGCUUUGUGUGGUCUUUCUGCUGCGGCGACGAAGACAAAACUAUUCGCAGAUCAAGAAGAACGUGAAGUGCAAAGGCUGGCUGCGAAUAUUAUUAGUCACCAGUUAAAGAGACUGGAGCUGAAGCUAAAACAAUUUGCAGAGGUGGAAACAUUUUUAUUGAACGAAACUGAAAAGGUGGAGAGAAUGCGACAAAGGAUUUCUGCAGAGCGCGCCCGAAUCAUGGCCACCUGCUUCGCGCCACCCGGAGCCUCUUCGCUGGCAGGUUCGCUAGCUGCAUCCGGUGCGAUGGCAGGUUCAUUAGCACCAUCGACUGGAAAUUUAAACCUCAGACCGGCAACAAUGCCGGUAGCCAAUGGGCAGGGAAACCUCACUCCAGCUUAUGGGAACAGUUUGCCUCAUCCUCACUCACAGUUCAUGCAAAGACAGCAGAUGUUUUCUUUUGGACCGAGGCUUCCUCUCUCUGCCAUUCAUCCCCCCUCUUCAGGAUCUUCUCAAAAUACAAUGUUUAAUUCUGGUAUGACUAACACAUCUACUCAUCAUCCUUUAUCUAGAUCAUCUUCUGGUAAUAAUUCAAACAUUGGUUGACUCGAGGAAUUCAAAUUUGGAGUAUUUAACUGUAAUUUAUGGCAUAACUUAGAAAAGGUUCGAUAAAUUAAAUAUUCUGGUUGAUAAAUUAAAUUUGAAAAUUAUGUUGUAUUGUUAGUUUUAUUUAUUUAUUUAUUUUUAUUUGUUAGUUAGGGGAUCUUCGUGAAUGCGUAGGGUUGUAAAUGAACCGAGUUUGGGCGAGCUCAUGUAUUGUUUAAUUCGACUUGUUAAACAAACGAGUCGGAAUUUUUUAUUGAGCUGAACAUUAGUUGUUUAUGAAUGUACGUCU